AUGGCUGCUAAACGGCCGCCGGAUGAUCAUGGGCAAAAGCUGCCCUCUUUUGCUCAAAUUCUAAAUGGUUCUAAAACAAAUCCUAGAAACAACAUCAAUCCGGCUGAGAAGCUUGAUACCCCAAUUGACGUAGUGGAUAGAAGUCCACUUAAUCCGUCGUCGGGAAAGAGGAAAAUAACGAAAGAAAAACUGGCCACAAUUCUGGAGAAUAGCAAGGAAGGGGCAAAGUCGGAUACCCCAUGGGAUGUGCAUGAUCAAAAUCCAAAAUUGCAGACUGAGGAAAAUGGAGGUAAACAUCUCGCUGUUUACGUUCCGCAGGUCAAUCACUCAUCGCGAUUUGCGGUGCUGGAUAAUCUAUCACAGGAACAGCUAGUUGAAAAGAUUAAUAACGAUGCAGAUGAAAAGGAAGAGCAACUAGAAGGGUUUGUUGAUUCGGCGAUUGAUUCAGACUCUGAUGCGGAAGGAUUUGGUUCGGAUACUGAAACUAAUACGAAAAAUCCAAUAAGGAUAGUUAAUGAUGGAACGCAAGAUGAUGCUUCGAUUAGACUUAGCAGCAAGGAAACAGAAUUCGAAAAUGAUAGAUUUGUGGUAUCCGAUGGAGAGGAUCAUAAGAAAGCAAAGGUUGGCCGGCCCCGGGGAUCGACUAAAAAGUCGCAAUUGCGUCUCUCAGAAACUCGCAAGUCUGCGAGACUUCAUGGUGUUACACCUCCGCAAGUUUCCGAUGAAUAA
Oldenlandia corymbosa var. corymbosa is the source of this 729-nucleotide messenger RNA. The record is from the annotation of a GenBank genome assembly. NCBI's taxonomy places the organism in Eukaryota, Viridiplantae, Streptophyta, Magnoliopsida, Gentianales, Rubiaceae.